AUGAAGUCCUUCUUUCGCUCGGGCUCCGCCCCUCGUGUGCUCCAGGCUAGCUUCAUCCCAAGACCAGUUGCUGUUGUCACUGGUGCAGUUGCGCUUUCUGCAUUCACGUACUACGCAUUUGACGCCAGAGCUGGUUUCCAUGAAUAUGUCCUUUGUCCCCUCAUCAGAACCUUUACUGAUGCAGAGACUGGACAUGUCUUGGGUAUCAAGUUCAUGAAAUACGGCCUUGCUCCAAGUUUGAGAGGUAAGGAUUCACGCUUGGAAAAGGAGCUUUCCCCACUUCUUGGAGUUGAUGUUUUUGGAACUAGAUUGAAGUCGCCCAUUGGUCUUGCUGCCGGUUUGGAUAAAGACGGUGAAGCAAUUGAUGCCUUGUUCAACACCGGCUUUUCAUACGUUGAAAUUGGAUCCAUUACUCCGGAACCACAGCCAGGUAACCCAAAACCACGUUUUUUCCGUUUACCCCGUGAUGACGCUGUUAUCAACAGAUACGGCUUCAAUUCCUCGGGCCACUUUAAUGUUGUUGCAACUUUGGCAAAAAGACUUUCAUCUAAAUUGAACGGGAACCCGCUGCCAGAGUCUAACUCAUUCCGUGAUGGUACACUUUUAGCUAUUAACCUCGGUAAAAAUAAGACUGGUGACGAAGUCGAAGACUACGUCAAGGGUGUCCAACGUCUUGGUCCAUAUGCUGAUGUUUUAGUUGUCAAUGUUUCUUCGCCAAACACUCCGGGCUUGCGUGACUUGCAGAAUGAACUGAAACUUACCAAUUUGUUGACUACUGUUGUUAGUGAAAGGGAGAAAAUGGGUGCAAACAAGCUUGGAAAGAAGCCACCAGUAUUGGUGAAAGUUGCUCCAGAUUUGAGUGAGCCUGAAAUCGAGUCUAUUGCUAAUUCAGCCAAGCUGGCUAAAGUUGAUGGCAUCAUUAUCUCAAAUACCACGAUCCAGAGACCACAAGGCUUGUUAACAACUGACCAAAAACUCAUUUCCCAAACUGGAGGUUUGUCUGGUAAACCUUUGAAACCUUUGUCAUUGAAGGCGUUGAGAACAUUGAGAAAAUACACUAAGGACUCUGAUUUAGUCUUGGUUGGAUGCGGUGGUAUUUCAUCGGGACAAGACGCUUUGGAGUUUGGAAAGGCCGGUGCAACUUUUGUGGAGUUGUACACCGCUUUCGCAUACAAAGGACCAGGUUUGCCUGCCAAGAUUAGAGAUGAGCUUGCAGUGUUGUUGAAAAAGGAAGGCAAGACAUGGCAGCAAAUCAUUGGAGAAGAUGAUAAGUAA
Messenger RNA from Clavispora lusitaniae ATCC 42720, 1275 nucleotides. RefSeq names its product dihydroorotate dehydrogenase (gene URA1). Gene Ontology annotation, molecular function: dihydroorotate dehydrogenase activity. Gene Ontology annotation, biological process: 'de novo' pyrimidine nucleobase biosynthetic process; pyrimidine ribonucleotide biosynthetic process. The record is from RefSeq and is a predicted model, not a curated record. Lineage: Eukaryota; Fungi; Ascomycota; Pichiomycetes; Serinales; Metschnikowiaceae. Gene Ontology annotation, cellular component: cytoplasm; mitochondrial inner membrane.